Messenger RNA from Capsicum annuum, 1087 nucleotides. Its product is annotated as probable ascorbate-specific transmembrane electron transporter 1. Bases 119 to 799 code for a protein of 226 amino acids. Lineage: Eukaryota; Viridiplantae; Streptophyta; Magnoliopsida; Solanales; Solanaceae. Gene Ontology annotation, molecular function: oxidoreductase activity. The transcript is spliced from 4 exons. The record is from RefSeq and is a predicted model, not a curated record.
UAUAUUAUCAUCACUAUUUUUUUCUUUCUCCAUCAUCUUCUUGUAUUGAAAUUAAAGUAGUAGCCCUUCAAAUAUCCAUUUGAAGACUUUUUAUUUUUAUUUUUGUAAAAGAAAAAAAAUGGUGAAUAAAAGUACUACUAGAACUAGAGGUUCAAGUAGCUACCAAGUGAUACCCCCAAUGGUAGUGACACUAUUUGCACACUUGUUGUUCAUAGCUAUAACAAUACUUGUGUUAGUUUGGCUUUUGCACUUUAGGGAAGGACUUGCUUUCUCUUCAUCCAACAAGCCAAAGAUUUUCAAUAUUCACCCUUUGCUUAUGGUUAUUGGAUUUGUUUUAAUGUCUGGAGAAGCAAUAAUGGCAUACACAACAACUCCAACAUCAAGGAAGAACCAUAAAUUAUUUCACAUGUUUCUUCAUUUAAUAGCUCUUGUGGCUGGAAUUAUUGGAGUAAUUGCAGUUUUCAAAUACCAUGAUGAAUCUGGAAUUCCUCAUGUGUAUACAUUUCACUCUUGGAUUGGACUUUCCACCAUCAUUCUCUUUGGUUUGCAGUGGAUAUUGUCCUUCUUGACCUUCUUAUUCCCUCGAGCGCGAACCUCAACAAGGUCAAGGGUGGCGCCGUGGCACGCCCUAAUCGGGAUCACCAUUUUCUUCAUGGCGAUAGUAACCGCGGAGACAGGCGUGGUGCAGAAAUUCAUAUUUUUAAGUCUUCGAAGGAACCAAGAAGGACUUAUCGUUAAUUUCAUCGGACUUCUGAUCCUCCUCUUCGGUAUUUCAGUUGGUCUCACCGUUCUCGUGUAAAACUCCAUCAGAAUGGCUAUUUUUUAAAAAGUGGUUAGUCAACGCUAUUUUUUACUACUUGGAUGUGGUUAUUAGUUAAAUAUUUAAAUUUUUUGUAAAUAUCUUCUUUUUUUAAUCUUGUUUUGUGUGCUAUAAUGAAUUAUUAAGGUCCUUGUAUGAAUGAUUUAGUUUUGUAUCUUUUUUCUUUUCUUUUUGUAUUGUGUCUUUAAUUUUUGUAUUUAAUUAAAGUGGUUAUGUAAAUACACAAUUAAUCUUUUUUGUUUGUUUUAGUUAAUUUUCAUUUCGUAA